Lucilia sericata (common green bottle fly) is the source of this 1084-nucleotide messenger RNA. RefSeq names its product probable cytochrome P450 49a1. The record is from RefSeq and is a predicted model, not a curated record. The transcript is spliced from 4 exons. Gene Ontology annotation, molecular function: iron ion binding; monooxygenase activity; heme binding. NCBI's taxonomy places the organism in Eukaryota, Metazoa, Arthropoda, Insecta, Diptera, Calliphoridae. The annotation marks the transcript as partial.
AACCCCAACCAUUUUACAACUUUAGUUUAAAAAAUUAAUUCGUUGUUAGAGCACUACAAUCUUACGGAACAAAGAUUGAGAAAAAAAGUGUCAAUUGACUGAUGGUUGUUUAGAGAAAAAGGAUUUGAAUUGAAUUUAAUAAAUGUUAUAAAUUUAAAUUUUAAAUAUUUAUUGAAAAAAAUAAAGAGAAUGGUUUAAUAAAAAGUUAAGGUGCUUGCUAUUACUUUUCUUUAACUGGAAUAAUUUAAAUAAUAUUUUUUUUCGUGUAACUACUUGAGAAAAAAAGUGAAAUAAAAAAAAAUAACAAAUAACGCAAAAAAAAAAGAAAAAGUUGAAAAUUGUUUUUCUGUUUUAAGUGGAAAUUCAUUGAAAUGUAAAGCAUUUAAAAACGCGCUUUUCUUUAAACUGCAAGUUGGCGUGUUUGCCACCAAAGAAAGAGAGAAAGAAAAAAAAUAGAAAACUGGCAAAAUUAACUAAAAAUAAUUGUUAAAAAGUCUAAAAAGUAAAGUGUUUUUUAUACUUAAAAAAAAAAACUUAGUUCAUUAAAGACAAAUUAAAAAGUAAUAAAUAAAAUCUUUGAAAUAAAACCGCUCCUAAAUUUUGUAACGGAAACAAAUCAAUAAAGCAAAUUUGAAAUUCCUAUAUCAAUAACAAACAUGUCAAAUCUAAGUAAAACCACUGCCUCCCUGGUAAAGCGCACCUCUUUUUCGGCUGCUGUAACACCAUCAAUGAUUUCACAGCAUAUCCCACCACAACCGGAAUCACAUGGAAAUGAAGUCAAUAAUAAAUCUCGCACUAAAUUAAGUCAAAACAAUUCCAAAUCGAAUAAUGCCGAUAAAAUACGUUCCUAUAAUGAAGUACCUGGUCCCUGGGGCAUGCCCUUUAUUGGCAAUUCUUGGCGUUUUGCACCAGUUAUUGGUCAUUACAAAAUCAGUGAACUUGAUAAAGUUAUGAAAGAAUUACACAUAAAUUAUGGUAAAAUUGCCAAAGUUGGCGGUUUAAUUGGUCAUCCCGAUUUGCUGUUCAUAUUCGAUGGCGAUGAAAUACGUAAUAUAUUCAAAAAGGAAGAAACUAUGCCGCACAG